Parnassius mnemosyne (clouded apollo) is the source of this 969-nucleotide messenger RNA. Lineage: Eukaryota; Metazoa; Arthropoda; Insecta; Lepidoptera; Papilionidae. The record is from the annotation of a GenBank genome assembly.
AUGAAUGAUACGGACUAUGAACCUAUGGACAUCGAUUCAAGCUCAAAUUCAUAUACUGCUAUGGAGAUAUCUUACAAUGAAACUGUUCUUGGUGAUAAUGAACAUCCUGAAAAAGUGGUUGAAAAUAAGAAUUUAACACCUACAGGUAAUAUUAAAAAAGAGGUAAAAAAAAUUCACCUUAACAUUCGGCCGCUUCGGAAAAAUAACGUCUUUUAUUUUUCUAAUCGCUACACAUUAUUUUUUUUCUUUUUUGGGAGUGUAAUUAUCUCAAUUUUAAGUUAUAAAGCAGUUAAUUUUAAAUGUAGCUACGGCUUUAACGUGAAAUUGAUUAAGAAAUCUUUAUCGUCAAAAGUGAUUGGUCAACAGGAUGCAAUUGAAACUUUAAUUCGAGCGAUGGAAGUAAAUGCCAGCAGCAAGAUAUUGUUUUUGUAUGGUGGAACUGGUGUAGGCAAAUCACUGUCAAUAUCUAUAGUACUAGAUGAAAUGCUAAAUUGUUCCAAUGUUUAUCAUUAUACUAUGCCAACAUUUGCUCAUAAAUUUUCAACAGAAUUAAAUUUAGGCCUUAUUUUUUGUAAAGAAACUAUUUUAGUCGUAGAUGAUUUGAAUGCAGAAGAUAAACAUAUAAAACCUAUUAUUAGAGAUAUUAUAGAUAAGACUGAGAGUUUGGGGAAAAAUAUAACUAUUAUUCUAGUUUACUCUUGUGAUAAUAUGUAUAGUAAAUUUGUGAAAGCAUGCAAUAAAUCAUUUCUCACAGGACUGCAACAAGUGUUUGGUAAUGUUAAAGCAUUAAAAAUUUUUAUAAGAUAUAAGCCAUUAAAUGAAGAACAUUUGAAGAAAUGUAUUGAAAAUGAAUUAGUUAAUAGUCAAAUUAGUAAUGUUGAUGUUAAUAUGGUUAUGAAAAAUUUUAAUGUGGCACAUGAUGGGUGUAAAGGUGUUUACACAAAAGUUAAAUCACUGAAAAUAGUUUGA